CAUUGUGUACAGUUGUAUGACAGCUGCACUUAAGUUCAAGCUCAUCAUCUGACAUACAACGGGUUGCCUUGGCGACAGGCCAUGGUUGAGGUCAACGGGAGAUGGAGACCAAAGUGUCUUUCUCUCUCUCUCUCAUUUCACUCUUCACUACAGCACACUGUGAUUAAUAAAAGUGAAACAUUUGGCAUUUUUUAACUGUCAACCUUCUGUUGUGACACAUCGUGUAAAGCGUGCAAAAAAGCGUUUUCUUCAGUGGUAUGUUUGGACAUAGGCUUUUAGUGGGAAAUUCAGAUAAAAAAAAGAUAACAUUUGAACCAGAAGUAAGUUGAGAGUACACGGCAUGCCGGACGACUGUGACAUGACGACUCUGACCGUCAUCGAGGGUCAUCAACAUGAGACAGAACAGUGCAGUGCCACCACGACGAAGGUCCAAAUAGUUCGUGUCCUAAUGAUCUUACUCGUGAUAUUGAACCAAAUAUGCGAUGGGUAUAAGUUUCGUCGGCAGGUGGUUGACAUACUGAAACCGGAGCACGAUGAUUACUAUCUGCUGCGCUGGCUGCGAGCACGCAACUGGAAUCCGGAAGCGGCAGAAAAGAUGCUGCGCGACUCGAUGAAGUUCCGGGAACGCUGGAAUACAGAUGAGAUCGCCAAGUGGCCCACGCCCCAGAUCCUGCUCGACUACAGUCCGCACGGUGUGUCGGGCUACGAUAAGGAAGGUUCACCGAUCAUCAUCAUUCCCUUUGCUGGAUUUGACAUCUGGGGAUUGCUGCACAGUGUGUCCCGGGCCGAUAUCAUCCGUAUGACGAUGCAGGCACUCGAGGGCUACAUGCAGCUAGCGUACGAGCAGAGCCAGAAGACAAAUAACCCAAACAGCCGACAGUUUGUGGUGGUGUUCGAUAUGGAUAACUUUAACCUGAAGCAGUACAUCUGGCGCCCGGCGAGUGAGGUCGUCAUCUCGCUGAUCAAGAUGUACGAGGCAAACUAUCCGGAAAUACUGAAGUGUUGCUAUAUCAUCAACACGCCGAAGGUGUUUGCGUUCGCGUACAACAUGGUGAAGAAGUUCCUGGGCGAGUACACGAUCGAUAAGAUCCGGAUCUACAAGCCGGACCGGAACAAGUGGUUGCCAUCGAUUCUGGAGCGUUGUGAUGCGGAUCAAAUCCCGGCAUACUUCGGUGGCACUCAAACCGAUCCGGACGGUAAUCCGAAGUGUGAGAAAAAGAUUUGCUGGGGUGGCAAGGUACCGAAGGAGCUGUACACCUCGAAGGAGGACAGCUUCAACAACAAUCUGACGUUCACGGAGACGGAAAUUCGGAAGGGUAGUAAGCUGAAGAUGACGUUCGAUUGUGAGGAUGCUGGCUGUUUCUUGAAGUGGGAAUUCCGUACGUUCGAUCACGACAUCAAGUUUGGCGUCAAGUGCGUAAACAAAAAGACGGAAGAAUCGGUCAUCGAGGUGCCACUGAAACGGGUGUCCUCCCAUCAGAUCGACGAGUCGGGAUUUAUCACCUGCCAACCGGGCUGUACAUAUCACGUACUGUUCGACAAUUCAUACUCGUACUUCAAGACGAAGAAGAUUCGCUACUCUGUCCUGAUGACGGCCCCGCUAAGUGAUGUGGAACAAACGAUGGCACCGAUUGCCAUAACGGAAGAAAUGGCGCCCGAGCAUGGAACAGCUGAGGAUUAAGCAUUAAGCAUUAGAGCGUCUCGCUUCGACCUUUAUAUCUUUUAAAAGAAAACACUUCACAAAUGGGGAAAUAAAAUGCAGGACUUACAGGGAUACCGGAUAGCGGACAUUAGCGGAAACAAGAAACAAAACAAAACGCACCCAAAUUUAAACCACCGUCAAAAUGCGAUAUCACGAGCCAAAGAUACUGUUGGAAGAGCUGGAAAUUUUCUUUACACACAAACUGUUCACCACAUAAAUUUAUAGCUUUCACGUGUUUAACACUACCUUCCUUUUUCUUUAUCAGCGCGUUAGAUAAUGUACAGUACACCAUCAGCACCAUACACCUGAGGAAUGAGUUUGCUUCUUUUAGCGACAGAAAAAAACUCCCCAUAGUGAUUACGCGCAUUCUUCCAAUGCAGGUGAUAAUCGGUUAGAUAGUAAGGGCACAAUUGCAUAUCCCUAACGGCUUUCGUCCUUAUCGGUGACAUUGUAAAAAUAUUAACAUUAAUACCGGUGAUAAACAAACAAAAAAACGCAAGACAGGGACAAUUCAAGUCGCUAAAAUAGACGAUAUUCUCUCGUGGAGAGUAGUGUGUAUGUGAGAACCCGCGGGUAAUAUAUAUUAUCUUUGUAAUAAAACGAGACAGGGGAAAAAGAUCAAUAGGAUACAAAAAUCGGGCGGUUUAACGAUGGGAUAGUGUCGUGCCGAUUGGACGAAACAAUUUUCGCAUGCAAAAUAAGAUGUAAAAUAGGACUGCGCGUACUUUCGCGAGUGUUCUAAGCUACCAUUAUGUUUAAUAAACCGUACGGAUUGGUAACAACGAAA
Molecule: messenger RNA, 2489 nt
Organism: Anopheles funestus (African malaria mosquito)
Lineage: Eukaryota; Metazoa; Arthropoda; Insecta; Diptera; Culicidae
Product: SEC14-like protein 2
Exons: 5
Coding region: 341-1681 (446 amino acids)
Cellular component (GO): cytoplasm
Source: RefSeq, a predicted model, not a curated record